Apus apus (common swift) is the source of this 4040-nucleotide messenger RNA. RefSeq names its product DEAD-box helicase 18 (gene DDX18). The record is from RefSeq and is a predicted model, not a curated record. The transcript has 14 exons. Gene Ontology annotation, biological process: maturation of LSU-rRNA from tricistronic rRNA transcript (SSU-rRNA, 5.8S rRNA, LSU-rRNA). NCBI's taxonomy places the organism in Eukaryota, Metazoa, Chordata, Aves, Apodiformes, Apodidae. Gene Ontology annotation, molecular function: RNA helicase activity; ATP binding; nucleic acid binding. The coding region runs from base 54 to 1985 and encodes 643 amino acids. Gene Ontology annotation, cellular component: nucleolus.
GGCGCGGCGCGGUGCCCACGUGUGGCGGCGGGACGGGCGGACAGAGGGACGGCAUGUCGGUGUCGGUGGCCGCGGGCAACCUGCCCAUGCGGCUGCUGCGCAGGAAGAUCCACAAGCGCAACCUGAAGCUGCGGCAGCGCAACCUGCGGCUGCGGGCGGCCGAGGGGGCAGGCGAGGCGGCCUCGCAGGGCUCCCCGGAGGAGGCGGAGGAGGCGGCGGCGGCCCCGGAGGUGGAGGCGGCGGCGGCCGCAGCCCGCGGCGGGGAGGAGGAGGAGGAGGAGAAGAAGAAGAAAAAGAAGAAGAAAAAGAGGAAAGCGGCGGCUGAUGCGGAAGGUGAUACAGAAACUAAAAAAGCCAAAACUGAAGAAGCUGAAUCUGUCCAGGUAGAAGAUGAAGAUAAGCAGGAUUCUGGAGAGAAAGAAGUGGAAGAGGAAGAGGGGGAGGAGGAGGAGGACGAAGUGCCCAGCUUACCACUGGGUGUAACAGGUGCUUUUGAAGACAAUUCUUUUGCUUCCCUGGGUGGUGUUGUCAGUGAGAAUACUUUGAAAGGCAUAAAUGACAUGGGCUUUACGCACAUGACUGAAAUUCAGCAUAAAAGUAUUAAGCCACUUCUGGAAGGCAGGGAUAUUUUGGCAGCUGCAAAGACAGGCAGUGGCAAAACACUCGCGUUUCUUAUUCCUGCAGUAGAGCUCAUCUACAAGCUAAAAUUCAUGCCUAGAAAUGGAACGGGUGUUAUUAUUCUCUCUCCUACCCGAGAGCUUGCUAUGCAAACCUACGGAGUUCUUAAAGAACUUAUGAACCAUCAUGUUCACACCUAUGGUCUGAUAAUGGGGGGCAGUAACAGAUCAGCAGAAGCACAGAAACUUGGAAAUGGAAUCAACAUCGUUGUAGCAACACCAGGAAGACUGCUGGAUCAUAUGCAGAACACUCCAGGUUUCAUGUAUAAGAACUUGCAGUGUUUGGUAAUUGAUGAGGCAGAUCGUAUCUUGGAGGUUGGAUUUGAAGAAGAAAUGAAACAGAUCAUAAAACUUCUACCAAAGCGCAGACAGACCAUGCUUUUUUCUGCUACGCAAACCAGAAAGGUUGAAGAUCUGGCAAAGAUCUCUCUGAAGAAAGAGCCACUAUAUGUUGGGGUUGAUGAUAACAAGGAGACAGCAACAGUAGAUGGUCUUGAACAGGGGUAUGUAGUGUGUCCGUCUGAGAAAAGAUUCCUUUUGCUCUUCACAUUCCUCAAGAAGAACCGAAAGAAGAAACUAAUGGUAUUUUUUUCUUCAUGUAUGUCUGUGAAGUACCACUAUGAAUUACUCAACUAUAUCGACCUGCCUGUUUUGGCCAUUCAUGGCAAGCAGAAACAAACCAAACGUACUACAACAUUUUUCCAGUUCUGUAAUGCAGAGUCUGGAAUACUGCUGUGCACUGAUGUAGCUGCAAGAGGACUGGAUAUUCCUGAAGUUGACUGGAUUGUCCAGUAUGACCCUCCAGAUGAUCCAAAAGAAUAUAUUCAUCGUGUUGGCAGAACUGCCAGAGGCAUAAAUGGUAGAGGACACGCUCUGCUCAUUUUACGGCCAGAAGAACUGGGCUUCCUUCGCUACCUUAAACAGGCCAGGGUGCCACUAAGUGAAUUUGAAUUUUCCUGGUCAAAAAUUUCAGACAUCCAGUCUCAGCUGGAGAAACUGAUUGAGAAGAACUACUUCCUUCACAAGUCAGCUCAGGAAGCAUACAAAGCUUACAUUAGAGCUUAUGACUCCCAUUCUCUGAAGCAGAUCUAUGAUGUCAAUAACUUGGAUCUUCCCAAAGUCAGCCUUUCGUUUGGUUUUAAAGUUCCUCCAUUUGUUGACCUCAAUGUCAACAGCAACCAUGGCAGAAGACUACAGAAAAGAGGUGGAGGUGGGGGAUUUGGUUACCAGAAAUCAAAGAACGUCCACAAGGCUAAAAUCUUCAAAAACAUUAGCAAGAAAUCGGAUCAUCGGCAGUUCUCUCGUUAAUCAUACGUUCAUGAACAUGGCUUGUGGCAUUGGAAUAGACCACCUUGAUCAAAACCAUCUGGCAGUUACUUCUAAUUUAAACUGCUGUAUUCACGUUUCUAGAGGUCUUUAUGGUUUUGUUUCUGGGAACAUCUUUUGUUUGUCAGUUCAGGAAGGCUCUUUGGAAAAGAGACUAGAGAUAGAAGGGCAGAAUAUGGCUGCUAAUUUUGCUAAGGAAGAAGAUAGUUGAAUAUAAUUAUAUUAAGUCAAUAUUACAGAGUUUUUUAUUAAAAAAUGAAAAAAUACCUCUAGGUUUUAUAGAAGAAUUUGCUUACAUUUACCCUUUUUCUAUAUUCACCUUUGGAAAUUGCUGGAGUAAAUGCAAGGACUGAUUACAAUGUGAGACUAAAAAAAAUAGAUUUCCUCACAUGAAUGAUUGCAAGGGUUUUUCGUGCUACAGAACUCUGUUUUGUCCCUCAGACAUGCUAAAAAAUAUAGGAAGAUGCCUUUAAAACACAACAUCCUUAUGAAUAAUUAAGACUGUAUGAGUUUGUGAUCAAUUUCAGUCAUGGUAUUUGUGAUAGAGGUACAGUGUCCAAAAUCUUUAAAAAAAUUCUCUUACGCCACAUCUGGGACAUGCUGAAUGCUGUUUGGCUUAAUGUUAUGAUAAAAUGGUAACAUUCUAGUGAAGUGUUUGGUUUUCUUUCAUGUUCUCUUUACAUCUGAACUUCACCCAUCUUCUAAUGUCUAAUGUACUCUUAUGAAUAUGCAAAGAAAAUUAAGAAAAGCAGAUCACGUAAAUUGAAGCGCUCAGCCCACGUGGUUUUUAAAAUGGUCCAUAACCAUGAUGCAGUGAGAAUUUUUGCAGUUGUACCUUGUAAAUUACAAAGGUGAAUUGCUUCUUAGUCCUCGUUUGUCAGAUCAGUGAUGGGCAAAGUCAAAGAUAACACCAUGGCAUUGAGGGGGUGGAGAGACUAGAAAAGCAAAAUGGGCUAUAAAUAGACUAGGAGGAUAUUUUGAGACUGAAAUGGAAGAGAGUGGGAUGCACAUUGCGAACAGUGCUAAGUAAAAAUAGAAGACACAAAUUGGGCAAAAAUAGAUUAACUACAUUACUGUUUUCAUAUCUCUACCAUUGUAGAAGUAGGUAGCUAUUCUUAGGCUACAGUGGUGGUGGGUGAUAGUGUUUCAGAAAUGUAUAUCCAUCAGUGCAGGGAAAGACUAAAAUACCACAGAAUCCAGAAAUCUGGGGCUUGUGUGAUUACAGUAAAACAGCUUUUCAUUUUCAUAUACAUGUAACUCAGGACCAAUAAUGAAUACAAAAGCACAUGUAGUUAUUCCAAUGUAAAAUGGGUGUUAUUCCUUAGGUCUCUUGAAGUAGCAAGUCAGAUUUAAAGCUUUGAUAUGUGCACUGAGGUAUUGCAGAAGAACACUGGCAAACUUUCUUUUCACCCUUAGAGAAACUUAAAUUUAUUUUUUUUAAAUAGUAUGACCAUUCUGUUUCUAGUGCUUCCACCAUUCAGAACUUAGGAGUGUUGCCUUUUUUACAUUUUCUUGUGAAACAGCUGGCUCAGCCCUAAUGGACCAUUCAAUACUUUUAUUUUACGAUGGUCAGAUACUAGGAACUUCUGAUAUGUCAAAAUGUUUAAAUUAAUUUUGUAACUAGGAUUUGAAUGUCUUCAUUCUUCCGGGGCUGCAAUGAAAAAGCAAAAUCUGCUCUGCAGGGUAAGCAGUACUAAGUACAUGUUGCCUGGCUCAUUGAGUUCUCAUCUUUGAUUCUGGGUUUGCUUAUAUAUUUCUAAAUAAUAGAUGUCAACUAUAGUUCUCAUGUCUGUUUAUUAAUAGCAUAUUUUAAGAAUUAUCUCUUGAGAUCUACAGAAUCAAGCAGUUGAAACUUUCUGUACACACCUGCAAGCUGUGCAGACACAGAAUGGGAAUUAACGUGCAUUAUAGUGAUACUUGACAGUAUGGGAAUUAACGUUACAGUGAAACUAACUGAGGAGCUCAUUAGAUGAUCUGCAAAAUUAAGUACUUAAAAAGAGAUGUAAGCAAAGCUGGAUUAAAGCUCUGUAAAGAUGA